Messenger RNA from Belonocnema kinseyi, 13347 nucleotides. RefSeq names its product WD repeat and FYVE domain-containing protein 3 (gene bchs). NCBI's taxonomy places the organism in Eukaryota, Metazoa, Arthropoda, Insecta, Hymenoptera, Cynipidae. Gene Ontology annotation, molecular function: protein binding; metal ion binding. The coding region runs from base 118 to 10755 and encodes 3545 amino acids. The record is from RefSeq and is a predicted model, not a curated record. The transcript is spliced from 28 exons.
UACUGUGCUACUACCACUUACUGUCACUGAAAUAUUCAGUCUUUGGCGAAAAAUUAAUUUUCCGAAAGAAAAUGUAGAACUUUUCACCUUGCAGAUCGUCAAAGCACAUCAAAAAAAAUGAACAUAAUGCGCAAACUGCGCGGGAGUGGAAGUGUUAGUGUGAUGGGUUCCACAGGUAGUGGAAAUAUGGAUGAUUGCGCUGGGGGAGUGAAUCCGCAGCAUACAGCACUAGGUCUCAUGCACCUAAAAAAGCUCUAUAUGGAAUAUAAUCAUCUUCCUCACACUCUCUCCGAUUCUGAACGCGAUGACAAACUCUACAACAUGUUGCCAUUAUUUUGCAAGGUAUUCGGAUCUAGUCCCUCUGGCGAUAUGAACGAAAAAUUCUGGGAUAUUUUACCGUUCACUCAGCAAGUGUCUAAACUCAUGGUGUCAGAAAUUAGACAAAGAGCGAGCAACCAGAGUACAGAAACAGCGAGCUGCGCUAUAGUUAAAUUUCUCGAAAUUGAGAAUAGUGAGGAAUCGAGUAACGGUUGGAUGUUACUCUCAGCUUUGAACUUACUUGCCGCUGGAGAAACUUCACUUAUACAAGCCAUGACCACAGCAUCUGUACCUUCAACAUUGGUGAAAUGCCUUUAUUUGUUCUUCGAUUUGCCCGAAAUGAGUGAAGAAGAAGCGGAUAUUGCUGACGCAAACAGUGAAUUCACUCCCAGGGAGCGAAGGAUAUUGUUACAAAAAAUUUUUGUUCAAUUGUUGGUGCGACUUUGCAGUCAUCCUUACCCAGCUGAGGAAUUGGCUCGAAAAGAUGACUUAACGUUACUUUUCUCAGCAAUUACGAGCUUGUGUCCCCAGUACAAUGUAAUGUGGCGAAAAAGUGCCGCAGAAGUUCUUAUGACUUUGUCAAGACACGGUCUUACCCAGAAUGUUGUGUCUUACAUUCAUAAUAAAGGAUGCAUUGCUCUUUGUAUUGACAACAUGCAGCGAGUCCCAGAAUUGGCUCCACUUGAAGUGGUUGAAAUGUUUGUCACAGUGUUUUGCUUCCUUAAAGACUCGAGCGAAGUUUCACAAAUGCUUCUAGACGACUUCCGGGCUUGCCAGGGUUAUAUAUUUUUAUCGGAAUUUCUUUUAAAACAUGCUCCAUUGAGAUUGGAACAAGACAACAGGGCCGAAGCACAGGAUGCCAUAAGAAAUUUGGUUUUAAUGCUGGCCUCUCUUACAAUGUGUGGACAUACAGAGUUAAAACCCAGUCAAGCAAGCAUGGGUUCUCUCUUUCAAAUAUUCGGCUUUACUCUGCCACAACCCAGCAAUAGAGGCGGAAGUGUUCGCAAUAUUCAAGCUUUUCAAGUACUGCAGUCUGUCUUUGUAAAAUCCAAUUCGCCUCUUUUAUGCUGCACGAUACUUGACGCCAUCUCGAGCGUUUACCACAGCGAUAAUGCGAAUUACUUUAUUCUUGAAGGACAGAAUACGCUUUCACAAUUCGCUGAAAAGAUUCACUUGAAAAACCCCGAGAUUCAGAGAAAAUUCUUUCAACUCUUAGAAUUUAUAGUUUUUCAAUUAAACUUUGUGCCUUGUAAGGAACUCAUAUCCCUCUCGAUAUUGCUGAAGACGCACAACUCAAUCAGCUGCAGUAUUAUGUGUAUGGAAACUCUCAUCAACAUUUUGAGACACAAUACCAUAUUCAAGGAUGUUUACAGAGAAGUAGGUCUCUUGGAAGUAUUUGUCACGUGUCUACAUCGCUAUGCUACGAUUUUAAAAGAUAAGCAAGCUGCUCAGGACCAGGGCUUGGAAUAUAAAAUAAGCCCAGAAGACGAAAGACUAGGUGCUUUGGUAAUGGAAUCACUGACAACUUUAUUAGCAGGCAAUGUUCAAAAUGCCAACGUCUUCAGGGAAUGUGGAGGAGCUCGCUGUGCACACAAUCUUGUUCCGUACAUGGAUUGUCGCUACCAAGCUCUUGGAAUCGUGCGAGAAUUAAUUCUAACAGCUGGAGGAGAUGACGACAUGGCCACUUUAUUGGGAGUCAUGCAUUCAGCACCCCCAACAGCUCUCGUUCUAAAAACUCAUAUACUAAAGUCUCUCCUUGCCUGCCUUCGAGAAUCUCAUCGUACAAGGACCGUUUUCCGAAAAGUCGGCGGAUUCGUUUAUGUCAUGUCCGUUCUUGUCUCCUUGGAAGGUCAGCUCGGACCUCCGGCGUGUGAACCUUGCAACAAAGUUCCGCAGGAUGAAUCUCAAUUAUUGACUCUAUUGUACGUCGUUUUUCACACAAUAAGUACUGCCAUGCGCUUCGAACCAGCGAACGCGAAAUUCUUUCAUCAUGAAAUUUGCCAAUCAAGUUUGUGCGACACUCUUCGACUUCUAGGCUGCUUUUCUACGCAAAUAAAGCUCUCUGAAACAGACGUCGCAACGACUCACAAUUUCCACAACACUUUGCUCGCUUUAUUCACCGGCAGCACUCUCAAUCCAGCAUUUCCAACUGAAAUACCACAGUCGCUUGGGUACGCUUGUUUACUUUUACGGCUUUUAUAUGACGUCGCACUCGAUGCCUUUGAUAAGCCAAAUUUGGCCGGAGUUGGUAUGAGGUCACCAAGUCACAGACAGAGCAGCGUUGAGCAUCCAAAGUGUGUGGAUUCUCCCCUUGCGGCAAAAAGAAGCGCUGUAAAUUCUCUCAAUUUAAAUCCCCCAGUUCCAGAGCCUAUUAUUGUCCAUCCUGGAAUCGUAGUUGGGAUGCUGCAUCUCUUGCCCUCGAUAUCAGAUGAAUCGAGUCCUCAAAUCGCUCUCGCACUUCAAUUGUACGUAGCCGAGGUGAUAAAAAGUUUGGUUCGUUCGGAGAGAAAUCAGCAAAUAAUGUGCGAGGCUGGAAUGGCUGGAGAGUUAUUAUCCAUGGGGAGAAUCGCUCUUCAGGAUGAAACGCAUCCACUUCAUCAACCGUUGCAGUAUAUUAUCGAGCGCCUUGCGGCUCAGGCUUUGGAACCAAGAGAUUUGAGGGAGUUUCUUCGACUGGGAGAUCCUUUGUGUUGCAUAUCCCUCGAUGAUGUUGAGCAAAAUAAACCAAAAGGUGGACCAGUUCCUCUCACUCGGAUUAAAACUCUCGUGUCGAUGACGACACCAAAGGAUUUUAGGGCUCACGGAUCCUGCACGUUGCCUCCGUUUGUUGAGUUUGAUAUGAACGCUGAAGGCUUUGCUUGCUUGUAUCUUCCGAGUGUUGCGCCGCAGAGUAUCACGCCACCUACGGUUGUGUCUGCUGAUAACAGUGUUGUUGGUGGUAUUGGAUCUGGAGAUAGACCUUUUCCACCACAAACUGGGUUAACGUAUAGUACUUGGAUAUGUGUGGAUAAGUUUAGUGAUCCGAGAACAGACCCGCACUGUGUGAGACUGCUGACUUUGGUCCGAAGUGUUUCUUCGUCGAAAGAUUUGAUAUGUCUUACGGCUGUUUUGAGUGCAAGGGAUAAAGCUAUCAUUGUUUCUACCCAGGAAACUCCUCUGCCUCAAAAUGUUGGCGAAUGGGAACCAGAGGGAACGGAAGAAUGUGGCGCAAGAGUCUGGUGUCCAGAUUUACUUCACGAAGGACAGUGGCAUCACAUUGCAAUCGUUUUAAAUCGUGCUGUUUUGAAAAAUUCGAGCUUUUCAUUGUAUCUGGAUGGACAGCAAAUUUACAGUCAGAAGCUUCAUUAUAUAUCACAAACACCUGGAGGCGGUGCAGCAAAUUUAACUGUAGCUGCUCCAGUCUACGGGUACAUUGGAACGCCACCAUGUUGGCGUCGAUAUUCUAAACUAACUUGGAAGCAAGGGCCUUGUCACCUAGUGGAAGAGGUUUUUAAUUCCCAAAGCAUAGCUACGUUAUUUAAACUCGGGCCGCAUUAUAUGGGCAGUUUGCAAGCCCCACAGCUCAUUGGUCCUGAACCGUUGACAUCACUCGUCUCUGAAGAAAAGGUUGUCUUUGGCUUGAAUGCAAAAGCAGUAUCAACACUCACGUUAGCAAAAAUUCGUAAAGUCUAUAGAAGAGCUGACAAUAAAGCAAUCGCUAAGCAGCUUGGCAUGUCUUCGCAUGAAAACGCCACACCCAUAAGAGUUUUGCACAAUUCAGCUGGUCAUCUGAGUGGUCCGGCAAGAUGUUUGGGUGGUGUAGUUGUUGGAUAUCUUGGUGUCCGAGUUUUCAAUCCGCGUCCUGUUGCAAUCAUGAUUGAUAACGUUGGCGGAUGUUCAGUGUUGCUAGGAAUGAUAGCAAUGAUGCAAGACGUGGAAUCUUUAUACGCUGCUGUGAAAGCAUUGGUCUGCGUUGUGAGAUCAAAUCAAGCAGCGCAACAAGAAAUGGAUAGACGCAGAGGAUAUCAAACUUUGGCAAUGUUACUUAGACGAAAGUGUCCCCUUCUCAACAGUCAUAUUCUUCACCUAACUUUUAGUUUGGUAGGAACGGUCGACAGUGGAAGAGAAACGAGUGCGAUUCCAAACGUAACUGCUUUUCAGGAUCUUUUGUGCGACUUGCAGGUCUGGCAUGAAGCACCCGGAGAAUUAUUGCGUUCUCUUCUGGAACAUUUGUAUGAAUUGAUAGCAGAAUCUAGUGAAAAACGAACCAAUUUACGAUUGAUGAGAGACUUGCAGUUGGUGCAUAAACUCUUGCACAUUUUGGGAGAUGUUAAGCAAAAUUCGACGAGACAAGUGCUUUUAGCAUUGCUGAGCAUUCUCUUGAGUCAGCCACGCCAGGCUGAUCUUUUAUGGUUUGGACAGUACAUAGUAUCGACACUGCCACUAUCUUCUGAAAAACACCUGGUUCCACGAGAAGGUGAAGGAUGCAAAGAAGUAGAGGGUGAAAACAUUCUUCUCAGAAAUCGAUGCCUGCAUCUCUUGCAUUCUCUUUUAUUCAACGGUUGUAAAUUAAAUGCAAACAUGUGCGAUGAGGUAGCAAAAGUUUUAGGACUGGAUUGGGUUUUACUCUUCCUUCAACCUGGUCUUCACAGCAGUACUGUCGUCUGGGGUUUGCGAAUACUGGUCGCCGUUUGUUCGGUACAAUCGAUAUUAUUAAAGUUCAGGGAAGGAACUAGUAACGGUGGUUGGCUGAGAUACACAGACCAUAACAAGGUGGCCUUGGCUCUCGGCUGCAAUCAGCAAGUAUCCGGAGGAGAAAAUAAAUCCACAGGUCUGCACGUUCCAGGAUUCCAACACUUGGGGUGGUUGCUUCCACAACACGUGGAUCUCGUUCCAGAACUCUACUUCUUGUUCAUUGCUCUCAUGAUGGGACAGCCAAUAAAAUUGCUACCAGCUGAUUCGAAACUAGACCUGGACAACGUUUGGAACUUUAUGUUUGGGAUGCCAGCAAAUCAUUCCCUCUCAUCUUACGCCAGCCGCAUCAAUCUGUGUCCCGAGGCUGUAGUCACAUUGCUGACAAUGGUUCGCAUGAUGGUUAAUCGCUUCACAAAUUCUCCAGACACUCUACCAGAGUGGCUUCACGAUUAUCCCGUGACGAUAAUACAGUUCCUCUUCUUCUUGUAUCACAACUUUACAGACUUUAUGCAGGUGUUCAUGUCAGCUGAAGUUCUGGGUGGAUUGGCAGGGACUUUGUUUCCAAAGCCGUUGAGCUGCAGUCAAGACAGUAGCGGAGCAAGUACUCCAGCAGAUGACGAACCAGUAGUUCUAGUCAGAUCUCCCUCAAAAGAUGUCGGCCUUACAAAGCAUCCAGUACGAAAGUUUGUCCUGGACUUUUUGCGAGUAAUCGUCGUGGAUUCUCUCUCUUUAACUGUGUCUGCAAAGUCCCCACCCGCAAUAGAUCUCGUUCUCGAAGCUUGGCCUGAACAUGCUUCCACUGGGCAGCAGAUCACCUUUCAAACAGAGGUCUUGUCUAUUUUGAUGGAGCAUUUGUUAGCAGCAGACGUUUUAAUUGGUGAGCAAGCAGCUCUACCAGUUGUUCCAGGCGGAUCAAUAAACAACAUUAUCAACAACGUCUGCUAUGUCGCCGCUCGAAUAGUAGACAAACUUUGGCAAGGAUCGUUAACCAAAGACCCCCACGAGGUCUUUGACUUUAUUGUCAAGCUAAUCGGACAAGCGAAACGAAGACCGGGAGCUGUCAGCAUGGAAGCUCUUCACCAUUGUCUCAAUCGAACGAUCCUCUUUCUCCUGUCUAGAUCCACAGAGUCCACUCCCGAUCAAAUGUCAGUGCUGCAAGCUCUUCAUAAAUUAACUGAACAUAGAGUUCUAGUCUUUGGUGCUGGCAACCACGAACUCGAAUUCUACGGCUGCCUGACUUACUGUUUACUUCAGCUAACAGCGGACAUUAAAAUAAUGCUCGACACAAAUAUGAAAACGACCUGGCACGUCAACCCACAAGUCGAGUGUAGCGACGACAGAUUAACAGCUCACCAAGGUCACAAUUUGAUGACCGUUGCGGCUACUAGAGUCUGGGAGGAACUCUACGCUUGUAAGAAGCCUGCGAUCGAAGAAGUCUUCAAAGUCAGCCUUCCAACUCCUGUAGGAAACGAACGCGCACCAGAGUUGUCUUUAGUGAGAGAACAAGUCUGCGAAGCAGCUACUAGGCUCUGGUUAAACUAUGUGGUUUUGGAGAGAAAAUCGUCCUACAGAGUUCCCUGGGAAUUGCACAAUCAGAUCCAGUCCAAGAUCCAGAAGGUGACUGGUGGCUUGACGAGACUCGCGAGUAGAACAAAGGUCAGAAAGGAGGAGUCGAUUCGUGUGAGACUCAGGUUGCAUCAAAAUACCGUCGCUCAGUGGACGGAACAGCAGGUUGGAUUAGUGAGAGAACUGGCAGCAUCCAAGCGACUCCAGUAUCAGCAGACUUAUCAGCACACGCAGCGAUACGUUUACCAAGAGUGGUUGCAGACUGAAACAGAACUGACGAGAGAGAGAGGAUUGUGGGGACCUCCCACGCCAACUAUUUUAGACAAGUGGAUGCUGGAUAUGACUGAAGGCCCUUGCAGAAUGCGGAAGAAGAUGAUGAAGAAUGAACUCUUUUAUAUCCACUACCCCUACCGCCCUGAAUUGGAGCAUCCUGAUAACAAGCAACUCAAGUACAAAGUAGCGACGAGUAUUGAUAGCAAAGAUUACUAUUUGAAACAACUGGGGAACUCGUCGGGAAUGUUUGAGAGAGAAAGAGACCCAGUCAUAGAUGACACACCUCUUAAUGUUAACGAAACCUCGACUGAAAGCGAGCCUCCAAUGGUACCUUGCACUUUGGAAAGACACGCGAGUGAGCCAGAUGAAGCGCCUGAAGAUAUUGAACAGGAGGAGGAAAAUAACCAGACCGUGGUACCUGAUAAUCAAACCUUGCUUAGAUUAUUGGAAGAGCAUGAGAAGAUUAGUCACAUGUUCAGGGUAGCGAGGAUACAAGGAUUGGACACUACCGAAGGGCUUUUGUUAUUUGGCAAGGAACACUUUUACGUAAUAGAUGGGUUCACUUUGCUCAAGUCUAGAGAAAUUAGAGACAUUGAGAGUCUACCGGAAGCUUAUGAGCCGAUUUUGCCUUCGCCAGGAUCACCUAGAAGAUCAAGAGCUAUGCGGCAGUGCUCAAAGUUUAAUUAUGAAGAUAUCCGGGAGGUGCACAAGAGAAGGUAUCUCCUACAACCAAUGGCCCUGGAGGUUUUUAGUGGAGACGGUAGAAAUUAUUUGCUCGCUUUUCCAAGAAAGGUACGGAACAAAGUUUAUCAGAGAUUCAUGACCUUUGCUACUGCCAUCGCUGAUAGCGCACAGCAGUCUGUUGCUGGUCAGAAAAGAACUGCAAAUGUGGAACAAGCAACAGGAUUGCUCUCCAACUUGAUCGGAGAGACUUCUGUUACUCAAAGGUGGGUGAGAGGCGAGAUAUCAAACUUUCAGUAUUUGAUGCAUUUGAAUACACUAGCUGGUCGAAGUUACAAUGAUCUCAUGCAGUAUCCAAUUUUCCCUUGGAUACUGGCUGACUAUGACAGUGAGGAAUUGGAUUUAACGGAUCCCAUGACGUUUAGGGACUUUGGUAAACCGAUGGGAGCACAAAGUCCAGAAAGACUUUUGCAGUUUAAGAAAAGGUACAAAGAAUGGGAUGACCCACAUGGAGAGACUCCGCCAUAUCAUUAUGGAACUCACUAUUCCUCGGCGAUGAUUGUCUGCUCGUAUUUGGUGAGAAUGGAGCCCUUCACGCAACAUUUUCUAAGACUUCAAGGCGGACAUUUUGACCUGGCGGAUAGAAUGUUUAAUAGUGUAAAGGAAGCCUGGCUCUCUGCUUCAAAGCACAAUAUGGCUGAUGUUAAGGAACUCAUUCCAGAGUUUUUCUACUUGCCCGAGUUUCUUAUCAAUUCCAAUAACUUUGACCUGGGUUCCAAGCAAAGCGGCGUUUUACUUGGGGAUAUUGUUCUCCCGCCGUGGGCGAAACAGGAUCCUCGAGAAUUCAUCAGAGUACAUAGACUGGCUUUAGAAUGCGACUAUGUUUCGCAGCAUCUUCAUCAGUGGAUAGAUCUGAUUUUUGGAUGCAAGCAAAACGGCCCCGGAGCCGUUGAGGCUGUCAAUGUCUUCCAUCAUCUUUUUUACGAAGGCAACGUUGAUAUUUACAAUAUUGACGAUCCUCUCAAGAAAAACGCGACAAUCGGUUUCAUCAAUAACUUUGGCCAAAUUCCAAAGCAGCUUUUCAAGAAAUCUCAUCCAGCCAAAAAAAUGAAUCAGAGAACAAGUGUCAUAGACCCAGGACCAAUCACCCCGGGUCUUAGUAUCACAACCUCUGACAGACUCUUCUUCCAUAAUCUUGACAACUUGAAACCCUCUCUUCAGCCAAUAAAAGUAGAACUGAAAAGUCCCGUUGGGCAGAUUCUUCACAUCGACAAGUCGGUGUUGGCAGUCGAGCAAAACAAAACGCUGAUUCCCCCUACGUACAACAAGUACGUUGCUUGGGGUUUUGCUGAUCACUCAUUGAGAAUAGGUAAUUACGACAGUGAUAAGGCGAUAUUUGUCUGCGAAACUAUGAUGCAAAGCAGCGGAGAAAUCGUAGCAUGUGUCUGUCCAUCGUCGAAGCUUAUAGUCACUGCUGGAACAAGUUCUGUGGUAACUGUUUGGGAGUACGCAAGGCGACAACUAUCAAUAAAACAAUGCCUUUAUGGACACACUGAUGCUGUUACUUGUUUGUCGUCAAGUCCCGCUUAUAACGUCAUUGUUUCCGGAUCGAGAGACGGUACUGCCAUUAUUUGGGAUCUGUCGCGCUGUUUGUUCGUGAGGCAACUUCGAGGACAUGCAGGGCCAGUAGCUGCUGUUGCUAUUAAUGAUUUAACGGCUGACGGAUUACCGUUUAUGCAACCUCGUAUCUCCUCCAUUAGACAAAUUUUUGCGGAGGGAGAAACUUCAAAUAUUUAUGGAGGCCUAGAAAGGACCAGGGAGGACGACAGGGACAACAGAGACAAGGAAGCUCAGUAUCAAGGAAAGAAUAAGGAUUCUCGACCUGGAAAGCUGACGAAAAAGGAGCUGGACCGAGAAAUAAAAGAAAGAAAAGAUAGAAAAAAAUCAUGUCAUAAUCAGAGGAUUCAGACCAACCGGGAGGAACCAGCAGAGGUCAAAGGAAUCAGGUUCAACAAUGAAGAGUUUUUGGUGGACUUGCAUUCUUGGAGAGACAAAAUGUCCAUAAUGAGAAGAAAAUCCAAAUUCAGAGGGACCAGCAUCUGGAUUGCGGACAACUUGACCGACAGAGAGCUUCAAAUACAGAAGUGGAUCACGAAUGUAGCUGAGGAAGAAGCAGGACAUGGAACAGCAGUGAGGACGGGCUACAUGAAAUGGAAGAUUGGUGAAGAUUGGUUCUUCUGGAACGGGGAAGAAGGGGGACUCAGAAAGAAUUUUUUUCAAAAGGCAAGCAGAGAAAAUGAGUGCUUAGUAAUGAUAGGUGAUUGGAACACUAGAGUAGGUGGGGUCACAGAGGAGAGCCCAGAGAUGCAGUACGAGAAUGGCAAUAAAAAUCUGCGAAACUCGGAGGACGAGUUGGUGAACGCCGAGGGCACUCUUGUAAAAAGUGGUUCAGAAAGUAGUCUAUCAGAAGCGGAAAAUGUUAAAGAAGCUUCGAGAUUACUUGAGGAAAAAGAAGAAUGUUCAGAAAAUGAGUCGAGCAACGGAUCAGGCAACAAGCUAUCACCUCAAAGUAAUUCCUCGUCGGCAGUAGUACUUAGGAGAAAAAGUCGAGGCAAUCCCUUGUUUAGGAAGAGCGAAGGUGGCGGACGAGCUGACAGUGAAGGAGCUCAAAUUAGUGAAUCUGCCAGCAGUACUAUGGAUAGUGAAGUUGCAAUGAGGACUAGUAAAAGCGAUACGAGUUUAACAGACAGUUUUGUAGUAGUGAAUGAAGCUGACACUAAACCGAAGAGGAUUAACCCACAAAAUAUUUUAAGAGAUGGAUUUAAGUGGCAGAGACAACUAGUAUUCCGAAGUAAACUAACAAUGCACACUGCCUACGAUCGGAAAGACAAUGCCGAGCCUGCCUCUAUAACUGCACUGGCAGUGUCAAGGGAUCAUAGAACCAUUUACGUCGGUGACACCAGAGGACGAGUAUUUUCCUGGUGUGUUUGUGAACAACCAGGCCGAACAGUUGCCGAUCAUUGGUUGAAGGACGAGGGAGCCGAUUCGUGUGUAGGUUGCGGAGUGAGAUUUACUCUCUAUGAGAGGAGACAUCACUGCCGGAAUUGUGGACAAGUUUUCUGUAACAGGUGUAGCAGAUUCGAGUCCAAGAUCUCUAGGCUCGGAAUCCUGAAGCCGGUAAGAGUCUGUCAAGGUUGCCAUUCUACCCUGCGAACACAGCUUUCUACGGACAGCAAUACUUAGAAAAAUAGUAGGAUAGUUUGCAAUACCGUUAUCCAAAUCAAUUCGACAAAUUCAGAUAAUUUGUAUAUAGCGAUCAAAAAGAGCCAUUUUUCGUUUAGUGAUUUUUUGAAUAUAUUAGAAGAUGUGCAGACAUUCCAGAGAGUAUAUAGUUUUUAGACAAAUAGUUCACAAUGGUUAUAGUUUUAAAAUAUUAUUCAGGUGAAAGAUUUUUUCUGCCUGUCUAUUCUUCCAAUAAUUCAUGCGUAGCAUCUGUCCUGAAACUUUUUUUAAGUUCUUGAGUUGUCUUGAAAGUUUUAUUUUUAUCUGUUUUUUAAACAUUUUCUUCAGAAUAUAUGAAUAUUGUUUCCUUUUUUUAUUUACCAUCUUUUUCAAAACAUUUAAGCAAUCUAAACUUUAGAUUAAAUCUUUUUGAUUGUCUUGUUGAUUGGAAUAAAAUGUACAAGAACUAAUAAUAUUUAUCGUAGAAGGGAGAUUGAGAUGAUUAGUAAAGAUUCCUCUCACGUCGGCAAAGUAGUCGUAUUUGCGUUCUACGGGAAAAAGAUCUUUCUAUUUUAUAAACACUUGUAAGACGGGUGAAGAAAGGUGCAAUUGUAACCAAACUUAUUGUGAGCUCCUGGGCUUAUUCAAAUAGCAUAUAUAACCCUAUAAUAGACAAUACUGUACCUUCAUAGAAAAAUUGGAAUGAUAGUUUCUACUAGCGUAAUAUGUAACGAGCAAUUGAUAUUAUAAAAAGCCGUUCACUUGUUUACAAGUCAAUGCGAAAAUAUUUACAUUUAUCGUGUAUAGCUACAUAAUUGAUCGAAGAGAGGUGAUUUUUACUUUCAAGGGUAAACAAAUUACACGAGUUCAGAGAUGCUUGAUUUUUUAAGUAUAAAAAUAUAUAUUCUGCAAAAGACUCUACCACUCGAGUGUUUUGAAAAUGUCAAUCAUUUGUUUUCUAAACUGGAAGAAAAGGGACAGAAUAAUAAUGUAUAAAAAUAUCAUUAUUCAUUACCAAAGAUACAAAAAUAACAAAAACAUUUCGCACUUGUAGAAUCAUUUUUUCUUAGAGUCGUUGACGAAUGUCAUGUAGAAUUACUUAGUCUUUAACCCAAAAGACAAGGAGUCGAUUCAAAAUAAAAGGUCACUUUUCAGAUUUUAUAAUCAACUUUUUUUAAUCCUCUAUUAGUUUUUGUUGUAUAAAACAUAAAGGAGAUCUGAUUAAUUGCUGCUAAGAUAGUGUUUUUUUUUAUAGUUGAGUUUAUAUGUAUGUAAGAUUGUAUUAUUGUUGUCUUAUUGUAAUUAUAUGCGAUUUCGUUGUUUUGUGAUUGCCCAACUCACGACGGAUAUGAAGCACUGUGAAAAUAUAUAAAUAAUAGAGAGCUAAUAAUUAUGCUGUAGCGAUGGCACAAGAAUAAUUUCUAGUCAAAUGUUUGUUUUUAGUGCCUUUGAACUCCCGUUGGGUACCAAAGGAAAUUGUUUUUUUUGUGUGAAAACCUGAUUUCGAUAUUCCUUAACAGUAUUAAAUUUGAUUUUUUUAUAUAUCGUUUGUAUAUACUAUUUAUUACUAGGGGAACCUUUUUGUAAUGAUCAACUGUAUAUUUUUUUACACGAAUGAAACUUUUUUGAAAUCGGGAAUCCACGGAUAAUGGUUGGUUGACCGCAGGCUUUGCUGCAAGCAAUUUUUAAUCACAUUUCACGAUUACCAAUUAAUGAGAAUAAGACUUAAGACUUUUUUAUAAUAAAUCGAGUUCCAAUAACUCUCUUCAGAUAAUUCAAGUCUGAACGUCUAAUUUCACACAUUCAACCUACAUUUUUGUACACGCAGUACAUUUUCGACUCUGCAACAAUGAUUGGGCUUAAAUUGAAUUUAUUGACGCUGUCGACACUUUCGGAUUUGUAAAGUAUCAAUAAAUUCGAAUUUAAGUCUCAGGUUUCAAAAAUCACGUUAACUCGAUGAAGCGCAGCAAAGCGAACAAUGAACACAUUCAUUUUUAUUCUCUGAUUUUCUGAACGUUUCCUAUUGAAAUCAGCAUCUCAAAAUUUUAAUUUUAUUAGGAGCGAGAGAAUAGUUAUUAGGGUAUAAAGCCCAAAUCAAAGCUUUUAUUUCUUGAAACGUUGAAAAUGAAUUUUUAUUUUUAAGAAAUAUUUUUUAUGAUUUUGUGAUUUCCUUGUACUUUCAAAUAUUAAGAUAAUGAGAAUUAACGUUUUUGGAAAUAAAUGUUUUGAUUUUCGCUAGGUACCCCGGUAGAAAUUUGUAUUUGGAAGAGCACGCGAUAGCGUCUAUCACGUGGAUGAUAGAUUUAUUGAUUGAACUGUAAUAUGGGACGAUUAUUUUGUAUAUAAAUUAAUCAUGGAUCGCCUAGCGAUCUACGAUAACGAUAAAGCGACUGGAUUCAGUGUAUCACAGUGCCCAUGUGAAUAUACGUGUUCGCGUGAGUGUAAAAACUAUACCAUGCGCGCAUUAUGUGUAAUGUAUGAAUUAUGAAUACUUAUACAUAACAAUGAAAGCAUUAUUUACAUUGUAUGUAAUUAGAUUUAUUGUAGUGAGUAAUCGAAAGAUACUGUAUAGUAGAUGUUGUUCGCAAUAUAUAAUCGUAUGUGAGUGGGUUA